AUGACACUUGGAUCAGUCAUUGAGACAGGUUGGGAAACCCGCUGCAUUACGAACUUGCUCGUUGAGAUCGUUUUUCUCUUACCUUUGUAUGCUAAUAGUAUACCAUUUCCUCUUAUUGUACCUAGGACUGCCCCUACUCUUAUAGACAUUGAUGUCCUCGUCCAUCCACCUGUUCAAAACAGUACCCCCAACUCUCAUAUACCUCGGCCCUCUUCCCCUCCUUCUGUUGAGCUUGAGUAUGUUGAUAUUCAAGUAAUUGAAUCAUCUGUUAGACCUCGCCCUCCUACUCCACCUCGUCGCCUGUCACCCAUUGAUGAAACUGAACCUUCACAGCAUAGCCCCUCACCACCCUUGUCCUCUCCACUCUCCCGUAUACCCCCACCUACUCUCGAUUGGCUGGAAGAUGUAGAUGAAGACCUGCCCAAUCUGCCUUUUGACCCAAAUGCAUCAUUAUCCACCUCACCAAACUCUAAUCCUUCAAAGAAAUACACUCCUCUGUACUGA
Abrus precatorius (Indian licorice) is the source of this 504-nucleotide messenger RNA. Its product is annotated as proline-rich protein 36-like. The coding region runs from base 1 to 504 and encodes 167 amino acids. Lineage: Eukaryota; Viridiplantae; Streptophyta; Magnoliopsida; Fabales; Fabaceae. The record is from RefSeq and is a predicted model, not a curated record. The transcript has a single exon.